Molecule: messenger RNA, 393 nt
Organism: Pneumocystis murina B123
Lineage: Eukaryota; Fungi; Ascomycota; Pneumocystomycetes; Pneumocystales; Pneumocystaceae
Exons: 6
Coding region: 1-393 (130 amino acids)
Biological process (GO): vesicle-mediated transport
Cellular component (GO): Golgi membrane
Source: RefSeq, a predicted model, not a curated record
AUGGUUGAGUCAACAAAUGUCUUCAAAAUUAUCAAUGUUUCAACAGCAAUUAUCAUGAUUUUAGGUGGUAUAUCACAAUUUUUUCCACUUGGGUUUAAAAAUAUUAUAAUUGGAAUAUAUGUAAUUAUGUUCGGCACUGUUACUGGUAUUUUGGAGUUCUUCAUUCCCCCGCAAGCUGCUAAGUAUUGUUCUUUUUUUUUUUCAUUUUUGGGGCGAGGAAUAUUUUAUGUUUUUGUAGGCGGCCUUCUCCUAGAUAAUUCAAUUCUUCGGAUGGUUUCGGGAGCAAUUGUUAUUAUAAUAGGAAUAAUAUAUUCAGUUUUAGAGUUUAUUCCUAGAGUUACCCCUCCAAAUAAUAUGAGGGAUUUUAGUUUAGAAGAUGGAACACAUAUUUAA